Molecule: messenger RNA, 1197 nt
Organism: Impatiens glandulifera
Lineage: Eukaryota; Viridiplantae; Streptophyta; Magnoliopsida; Ericales; Balsaminaceae
Product: glucan endo-1,3-beta-glucosidase-like
Exons: 2
Coding region: 56-1069 (337 amino acids)
Biological process (GO): carbohydrate metabolic process
Cellular component (GO): plasma membrane
Molecular function (GO): hydrolase activity, hydrolyzing O-glycosyl compounds
Source: RefSeq, a predicted model, not a curated record
UCUUAUAAGUUGCAACCACUCUAAUAAUAUUAAUUCCUUCUUCAUUCGAUUAUAUAUGGCUCUUCUUCUUGUGGUGUUAAUGUUAGCUCUAUUCAUAGCUGCAGGUGCACAAUCUAAUAAUAAUAUAGGAGUGUGCAAUGGAGGACUUGGAAAUAAUUUGCCCUCCGAGCAAGAAGUUGUAGGACUCUACAAUGCCAAUGGCAUAAAAAAGAUGCGAAUUUAUUCCCCUAAACGAGAAACCCUAGAAGCCCUAAGAGGAUCCAACAUCGAACUCAUUCUCGACGCCCCAAACGUUAAAGACCUCGGGUCCGAUCCUUCCUUCGCGUCUCAAUGGGUCCAAGCCAACGUGAUUGCUUACUCCUCCGACGUCUACUUCCGUUACAUAGCCGUAGGGAACGAAGUCAAUCCAGGUACCGAAGCGUCUCGAUUCGUUUACCCCGCCAUGCAGAAUGUUUACAAGGCUCUCGUGUCCGCCGGUUUGGAAGACCAGAUUAAGGUCUCAACCGCGACAUACUCGGCGCUAUUGGGAGUCACGUAUCCUCCGUCGCAAGGUUCGUUUAGGAAUGACGCGAGAUCUUUUAUCGAUCCAAUCAUAGGAUUCUUGUCCGAAACCAAUUCGCCACUUCUCGUCAACAUAUACCCUUAUUUUAGUUAUAAAGGUGAUCCUCAAAAUAUUCCGCUUUCUUAUGCCUUGUUUACUUCCACGGGGGAUGUGGUAACCGAUGGUCAAGAUCUUCGAUACGAUAAUCUUUUCGACGCCAUGUUGGAUUCAACAUACGCCGCCCUAGAGAAGGCUGGCGGGUCUGAUUUGAAAAUUAUCGUGUCGGAGAGCGGAUGGCCGUCCGAUGGGGGGUUUGGGGCAAGUAUGGAUAACGCGGGGACUUAUUAUAGGAACUUAAUAAGCCAUGUAAACAGUGGAAAUGGAACUCCGAGGAGGCCUGGAAAUGCUAUGCAAGUAUAUCUGUUUGCUAUGUUUGAUGAGAACCAGAAGACUGGAGAAGAAUCUGAAAAACAUUUUGGUCUUUUUACUCCUGCUAAACAAUCAAAGUACAACAUUAAUUCCUUCUAAAAAGAUCGAUCGAUGCAUGCAUGGAUUACUAUAUUUUAUAUUUGGAAUAAUUAUUUCUUUACAACUUGUCAUAAUUAUGUACUACAUUUUGAAGCUUUAUUUAUAUAUAUUAUGGGUCGAUUUAUCAU